AUGGCGGGAACUCUGGCAACGAUAGAACAGUCAGCGAGAGAGCAAUGGGAGAUCAACUUCGCCCGCUUCAUUCCCUAUCCCAUUCUCACUUCCUCUCCCUCUCCCUCUUCAACUCUCCUUCCUCUCCCUCCUCGCCUCCUCAAUCGCCCUCCCCGCGGCAACUGGAUCUCUUCCUCCUCCGUCGCCUUCCUCCGCCUCUCCUCUCCCCUCUCCCUCCUCACCGUCUCCUUCAACGCCACACUCCUCGAAGAGCACUACGUUUCCAAACUCCACUUUUCGUGGCCUCAUGUCUCGUGCGUCUCUGGAUACCCUGCCAGAGGCAUCAGAACCGUUCUAGUUAGUUACCGAGAUUCCCUAGGCCAGAUUCAAAAGUUUGCUAUGCGGUUUCCGUCGAUUUAUGAAGCGCAGUCGUUUAUAGAUGCUUUGAAGGAGUUUCUGAAAGAUGACAAGGAGCCAGAGCCUCUGAAUACUGACUUUGGUUCUGAAAUUUCAUCCCAGUCAGAGUUCAUGUCAUCAAACAAGCAUUCCCAAAGGGCUUGUGAGGACCUUAGCUUUAUGACCCCGGUUGACAAUUACAUUCCACAAAUGCCACUGUGUAUGAAUGAUGAAGGGGAGCGACCUUUAGCGACCCAAGUAAAGGAAACAGAUCCUGGUCAAAACUUUGAAGGCGUUCUCCCAGUUUUGCCACCCAGUUUUGCCACACUACUCAUGGAUUGCUCUGAGAACAAGGCUCAACCAACCGUUUCCGAGGAAAUUGAUCUCAAGUCCCAAAUCGUGAGGUACAUGGAAGAUUCUUCCUUCCAAGAUAUGUUGGUUAAGGUGGAGAAAGUAAUCAGCGAAUUGGGGGGCGAUAUGUCCCUCUAG
Abrus precatorius (Indian licorice) is the source of this 864-nucleotide messenger RNA. Its product is annotated as protein POOR HOMOLOGOUS SYNAPSIS 1. The transcript has 8 exons. Bases 1 to 864 code for a protein of 287 amino acids. The record is from RefSeq and is a predicted model, not a curated record. NCBI's taxonomy places the organism in Eukaryota, Viridiplantae, Streptophyta, Magnoliopsida, Fabales, Fabaceae.